Molecule: messenger RNA, 2629 nt
Organism: Erinaceus europaeus (western European hedgehog)
Lineage: Eukaryota; Metazoa; Chordata; Mammalia; Eulipotyphla; Erinaceidae
Gene: TRAPPC13
Product: trafficking protein particle complex subunit 13
Exons: 13
Coding region: 97-1353 (418 amino acids)
Cellular component (GO): TRAPPIII protein complex
Source: RefSeq, a predicted model, not a curated record
AUGCCUGGUCGUCUAGAACCUGCGCUUCUGUUUUCUUCAGGCCUGGAUUGAACUUCUUCAGCUUCCGUAGGCGGCGGGUCCUAAGUGCCGGGCAAAAUGGAAGUGAAUCCCCCCAAACAGGAGCACCUGCUGGCCCUGAAAGUGAUGCGGUUGACCAAACCUACUUUAUUCACCAAUAUCCCAGUCACAUGUGAAGAGAAAGACUUACCAGGAGAUCUCUUUAACCAGCUCAUGAGAGAUGACCCAUCAACUGUUAAUGGUGCAGAAGUUUUAAUGUUGGGAGAAAUGUUGACAUUACCACAGAACUUUGGGAAUAUAUUUUUGGGAGAAACAUUUUCCAGUUAUAUCAGCGUUCAUAAUGAUAGCAAUCAAGUUGUGAAAGACAUAUUGGUAAAAGCUGAUCUUCAGACAAGUUCUCAGCGUUUAAAUCUUUCAGCCUCCAAUGCUACAGUAGCUGAACUUAAACCUGAUUGUUGUAUUGAUGAUGUUAUACACCAUGAAGUAAAGGAAAUUGGAACACACAUCUUGGUGUGUGCAGUAAGUUAUACAACUCAAGGUGGAGAAAAAAUGUAUUUUAGAAAAUUCUUCAAAUUUCAGGUUCUCAAACCACUAGAUGUGAAAACCAAAUUUUAUAAUGCAGAGAGUGACCUCAAUUCUGUGACUGAUGAAGUAUUUCUGGAAGCCCAGAUUCAGAAUAUUACAACCUCACCCAUGUUUAUGGAGAAAGUUUCAUUGGAGCCAUCUAUAAUGUACAAUGUAGCAGAAUUAAAUUCAGUCAGCCAAGUUGGAGAAUGUGUAACUACAUUUGGAUCAAGAACAUAUCUGCAGCCAAUGGAUACACGCCAGUACUUGUACUGCCUAAAGCCCAAGAAGGAGUUUGCAGAAAAAGCAGGCAUCAUUAAAGGAGUGACAGUAAUUGGGAAAUUAGACAUAGUAUGGAAGACAAACCUAGGUGAAAGGGGAAGAUUACAAACCAGCCAACUUCAAAGAAUGGCUCCAGGUUAUGGAGAUGUCAGGUUAUCUUUAGAGGCAAUCCCAGAUACUGUAAGCCUAGAAGAACCUUUUCAUAUUACCUGUAAAAUAACAAACUGCAGCAGUGAAAGGACGAUGGAUCUGGUUUUGGAAAUGUGCAAUACCAAUUCUAUCCAUUGGUGUGGCAUUUCAGGAAGACAGCUUGGAAAGCUACAUCCAAGUUCCUCUCUCUGCCUCGCCCUUACUCUACUUUCUUCCGUACAGGGACUGCAAAGUGUCUCCGGCUUAAGACUAACAGACACAUUCUUAAAGAGGACAUAUGAAUAUGACGACAUUGCACAAGUCUGUGUGGUAUCUUCGGCCAUUAAAGUGGAAAACUGAAGAAAAUUCCAGUGUUUUGCUUUUCAAGAACUUUCUGUAUUUAAACUUUUUUUUUUCCUAUCAAACAGUUAAGACGUUGAGUAUUUCUUUUGAAAAGAACAAUCUACCGAUAUUUAUCUCAUGAACUAAAUUCGAAGUGAGCAUUUGUACAUUAUCUACGUACAUCAUUUUGUUAUGGCCCAAGUAAAUACCUGGUACAGAGGUCAGCAAGCUGUGUAAACGAGUUUUAGUUUGUAGGCCAUGUGGUUUUUGUUGAACACAUUCAGUUCUGCAGUUGUAGUGUAAGAAUAGUAAAUAGCAAAAAAAGAGCUUAGCAGUAUUUACAGAAACAGCUGAUCUGACUUGGCCUUCUAGCUAUAGUUUCCUGACCUCAGUCUGAAAGAUACAGUUGUUUCUCAGAACUUUAGAAUUCUCAAAAUAUUUUAUUUAAACUCAGUUUUUUCCUAGCUACUCAGUAAAGAGGGAAAAGAAGGGAGGGAGGGGAGAUCCUUGUCCUUACAACUCUGUUAACAUAGUAUGUGGCUUUUCUAGUUGUUUUCAAAAGUAUUAUACUGUUGUGUGUUUGUGUAUACACGUAUCUAGCUUUUACUUAUGGAAUAGAAGUUCAGAAUUAGUUUUAUUUCUUAGACUGUUGAUUACUUGUUAACUAACAAGCUUGAUAAAUUUGCAUUCUAACUCCCCCUCAAAAAACAAUCCACUUAUUUUCAGAAGGCACAUGUGAAGGAUUUUCAGCUUCUAGUAUUUGAUUUUAAACAAAUCAUGUAUGAACAUUGUAAAUUUUUCUGUCUCUGUGUAUAAUCAUACUUAUUUACUUAUGCCAUGAACAAAACAGUGAGAAUGUUAAACAUCGUAAAAAUUAUACAAUAUGAAUGUAUUAAAAGAUUUCAGUAUGUUGCUAGGAAAACAAAAGGCUAUGCUGUUAAAUGAAAACAAUCUCAUCUUGGUAAUUUCAAACUCAAGAGUACAUAUAUAUAUGUGUGUGUGUGUAUAUAUAUAUAUAUAUAUAUAUAUAUAUGUGUGUAUUUCUUAAUUAAGAGUGCAUUAAAUCACAUACAAAAUUGGAUUCUCUUGAAUGCAUAAUUAUUUAUUCCCAUGGUGGAUUGUUUGGUCAAGAAUGGAAACUAUAAUCAGAAAGAUAUUUGUCUCUUAAAUUAGAAUAACAGUUAAUGAAAUGUCUGUUCAAAAUAAAGUGCAAGCCAUGUAAAACUAGCCUUUUUCCAAAGUUAUUUACGUUGAUUGAAUAUGAAAUAAAACUUUAUAGGCACUACACUGUUUA